This is a messenger RNA of Chrysochloris asiatica (Cape golden mole), 1116 nucleotides long. It is a transcript of the gene RNF133, whose product is annotated as ring finger protein 133. The record is from RefSeq and is a predicted model, not a curated record. Bases 1 to 1116 code for a protein of 371 amino acids. The transcript has a single exon. Lineage: Eukaryota; Metazoa; Chordata; Mammalia; Afrosoricida; Chrysochloridae.
AUGAGUGUUCUCCAGAUUGACGGUAGGAGAAACAAUGCUACAGUUUCCUGGCUUGUGAAAUUCAGUUUUCUUUGGCUUCUUAGUCAGAACUGUUGCACCGCCAGUGCUGUUUGGAUUGCUUACAUGAACAUAUCCUUUCAUGUUGGGAAUCGCAUAUUGUCAGAGUUAGGGGAGACAGGAGUAUUUGGAAGAAGCUCUGCUUUGAAGAGUGUGGCAGGUGUUAUUGUGCCACCAGAGGGGAAAUCCCAAAAUGCAUGUAAUCCCAGUACCAAUUUCAGGCAACCAACGGGCACAGAGACUUGGCUUGCACUUAUUGAACGGGGAGGUUGUACGUUCACACAGAAAAUUAAGGUGGCCGUCGAGAAAGGAGCCAGGGGUGUGAUCAUCUAUAACUUUCCAGGAACUGGCAAUCAAGUUUUUCCCAUGUUUCAUCAGGCAUUUGAAGGCAUCGUGGUGGUGAUGAUUGGCAACUUAAAAGGCACAGAAAUGUUCCAUUUAAUUCAGAAGGGCGUACACGUCACAGCUGUAGUUGACGUGGGGAGAAAGCACAUCAUCUGGAUGAAUCACUAUUUUGUCUCUUUCGUUAUCAUCGCAACUGCAACCUUAGCGUAUUUCAUCUUUUAUCAUAUUCAGAGACUUUGGGUAGCAAGGAUUCAGAACAGGAGAUGGCAGCGGUUAACAACAGAUCUCAAGAAAGCAUUUGGCCAGCUCCAACUCCGGGUCUUAAAAGAGGGGGAUGAGGAAAUAACGCCAAAUGGAGAGAGCUGUGUAGUUUGCUUUGAACUCUAUAAGCCCAACGAUACAGUUCGUGUUCUGACUUGUAAGCAUUUUUUCCAUAAGAAUUGCAUUGACCCUUGGAUUCUAGCCCAUGGGACAUGCCCCAUAUGCAAAUGUGACGUUCUUAAAGCACUAGGGAUUCAAGGCGAUAUUGAAGAUGGGGCAGAAUCAUUGCACAUUCUGAUGUCUACUGUAUUAUCACCUAACCAUCAGGGGACAAGUAAUGAACUUCUUCCUGCAAGAAGUUCAGAUAAAGUGACCCAUGUGGAUGAGCAACCUGGGUCUCAGAAUGACAACCAACCUAAUUCAGUAGCAGAAGAGGUCCGUCCUUCCUCUUGA